Acipenser ruthenus (sterlet) is the source of this 1854-nucleotide messenger RNA. Its product is annotated as G-protein coupled receptor 39-like. Gene Ontology annotation, biological process: G protein-coupled receptor signaling pathway. The coding region runs from base 484 to 1851 and encodes 455 amino acids. Gene Ontology annotation, cellular component: membrane. The record is from RefSeq and is a predicted model, not a curated record. Lineage: Eukaryota; Metazoa; Chordata; Actinopteri; Acipenseriformes; Acipenseridae. The transcript is spliced from 2 exons. Gene Ontology annotation, molecular function: G protein-coupled receptor activity.
ACCUUUUUUUUUAUACCACCUCUACUUGUUUAUACGAGUUGCAUACUGUACGUCAUGUCUGAGUCUGAAAAUCACACCAAACACGUUCUUCCUCAAGUAACUCAGAGUUCAGACCUCAUUGAUUAGCAAACAGGCAAACAUGCUCCUGCCUUUUAUGGACUGUGGUUUAAUAUUUAACAGAGUCCAACCUUCUGUGUGGAAAUCUUGACUAAAAUCCAGUCAGAUCAUCUGCUUAACAAUUUACAGACGGGUAUGUACUGGUCUGAUUUACAGAAAUUGUGGAACUGCAAAUAAAGAGGGAUGAUCAAGGAUUAUUUUUAAAGGUCGACUGCAAAUGUGGUAUUCUUUGUUGCUUUGAUUUGGAGUUCUGAAAGCUCUCGGUGGAAACUCACCCAGUAACUAGUAGUGUGUUGCAUGCUGUGCUCGUAUAUCAGAUCUUGCAAAUAGUGCUAAAUUCAGGUGUGAUCAAAAAAAAAAAUACAUAUGGAAUCGAGCGAGUGUGCUGAAUACUUCAACCAUGAAGUUGUGGGAGAGUUUGAACCCAAGAUGGCCAUCAAGAUCACCAUGACUGUACUCUAUGCUCUCAUUUUGUUGACUGGGAUCAUUGGGAACAGCAUUACUAUUAAAGUUACGCAGGUGCUACUGAAGAACGGUUACCUUCAGAAGAAUGUCACUGACCAUAUGGUAAGUUUGGCAUGCUCCGAUCUAUUGGUCCUGCUUCUUGGCAUGCCUGUUGAGCUUUACAGCGUUAUAUGGUACCCAUUCACAUCGGCUUCGGGGAACGCAAGCUGCAAAAUAUAUAACUUUCUUUUUGAAGCCUGUAGUUACGCCACCAUACUGAAUGUUGCAACUCUGAGCUUUGAAAGGUACAUUGCCAUCUGCCACCCUUUCAAGUACAAAUCCUUCUCAGGGUCCAGGACGGUCAAGCUCAUAUGCUUUGUCUGGCUCACAUCAGUCUGUGUGGCUCUGCCUCUGCUUUUCACAAUGGGCAUUGAAGAUCCCUUGGAGCCCUUUAAAAAACCUUCUGAUUUACCUGCAGAGAAGGACCUCGUCACUGAAAAUCCCUGCAUCAAAAAGUCGAAUUUUACCAUCUGUACCAACCUGAGCUCCAUGUGGCCAGUAUACCAGUCCAGCAUUUUCAGCGCUUUCAUCAUAUAUAUUGUGGUCUUGGUCUCUGUCACCUUCAUGUGCAGAGAGAUGACGAAGAUACUGAAGGGCAAUAGGAAUGAGCCGGUCAACACUAAGAAUGGAGAAAUCGACAUGGGGUUCCUACCCAAACAUGACAGCCCCCAAGUCAAAGCAUCCAGGAAGCAAACCAUCAUAUUUUUAGGGCUCAUCGUUGGGACCUUGGCAGGAUGCUGGAUGCCGAACCAAAUCCGAAGGAUCAUGAGCGCUGCAAGGCCCAAGACAGAAUGGACCAGGGCAUACUUCAGGGGAUACAUCACGCUGCUGCCCAUUGCUGACACCUUCUUUUACCUCAGCUCAGUAGUGAACCCGUUCCUGUACAACCUCUCCUCCAGGCAGUUCAGAGAGGUCUUUAUGCAGGUGUUGCGCUGUCGCCUGACCAUCGAGCACAUCAACAAGAGGACACUGCGGAGGCACAAGAACACCACUGUCCACUCCGCGCGCCCGCUGAUGCUGGCAUCCUUUAGACGCAGCCUUUCCUCCCACAAGAAACCCAAGGAGAGUACAUUCAUCACCUUUCAGAGCUCCACCACUGAAACCAGCACAGCGAGUCUCAAUCCUAGCUCUCCUGUUGAAAGUCCAGAGCUGGUCAAAAGUGAACAAACUGCAGAGAUGACACUACAGACAACACCUAAAAAAAACAGCCUUAAUGAAAGUUCUGUCUGAGCC